Miniopterus natalensis is the source of this 1474-nucleotide messenger RNA. It is a transcript of the gene MYOG, whose product is annotated as myogenin. Lineage: Eukaryota; Metazoa; Chordata; Mammalia; Chiroptera; Miniopteridae. Gene Ontology annotation, molecular function: protein dimerization activity; RNA polymerase II cis-regulatory region sequence-specific DNA binding; DNA-binding transcription factor activity, RNA polymerase II-specific. The record is from RefSeq and is a predicted model, not a curated record. Gene Ontology annotation, biological process: positive regulation of myoblast differentiation; muscle organ development; skeletal muscle cell differentiation.
UGGCUAUAUUUAUCUCUGGUUCCAUGCCAGCGGGGAGGGUUUAAAUGGCACCCAGCAGUUGGCGUGAGGGGCUGCAGGAGCUUGGGGGCUGGUGGCAGGAACAAGCCUCUUCCGACCCCAUGGAGCUGUAUGAGACGCCCCCCUACUUCUACCAGGAGCCCCACUUCUACGACGGGGAGAACUACCUGCCCGUCCAUCUCCAAGGCUUUGAGCCGCCAGGCUACGAGCGGACUGAGCUCAGCCUGAGCCCCGAGGCCCGGGGGCCCCUCGAAGACAAGGGGCUGGGAACCCCCGAGCAUUGCCCGGGCCAGUGCCUGCCCUGGGCGUGUAAGGUGUGCAAGAGGAAGUCGGUGUCCGUGGACCGGCGGCGGGCGGCCACCCUGAGAGAGAAGCGCAGGCUGAAGAAAGUGAACGAGGCCUUCGAGGCCCUGAAGAGGAGCACCCUGCUGAACCCCAACCAGCGGCUGCCCAAGGUGGAGAUUCUGCGCAGUGCCAUUCAGUACAUUGAGCGCCUGCAGGCCCUGCUCAGCUCCCUCAACCAGGAGGAGCGGGGUUUGCGCUACCGCGGCGGGGGCGGUCCCCAAGCAGGGGUACCCAGUGAAUGCAGCUCCCACAGCGCCUCCUGCAGUCCAGAGUGGGGCAGCGCCCUGGAGUUCGGCCCCAACCCAGCGGACCAUCUGCUCACAGCUGACCCUACGGACACCCACAACCUGCACUCGCUCACCUCCAUCGUGGACAGCAUCACCAUGGAGGACGUCUCUGUGGCCUUCCCAGAUGAAACCAUGCCCAACUGAGGCUGUCUGCCGGGCCGGCGUCCAGGGGGCCCACAGGCUGUCCACAGAUGCCGCCACUUCUGCAGAGGGCCCGCCUAAGCCAGGCUGUCCUGAUUCCAGAAAGCCAGCCUGUCCCCCUCCUCACCCGUAGGUUAAUCCACCACCCAGAGAGGGAAUGGGUGCUCUCAUUUAGCUGACUGCUCAGAGCACGGGCCAUCCCCGUUCCAGGGAGAUAAAGCAGGGGACCAGAGCACCCCGCGUGUGCCCCGGCUCAGGGGCAAACUCAGGAGCCUCCCUUUGAUUAUAGCGCAGCCUUCAACUCCACCCUGAACUUCCUGUCCGUGCCUCCUCCUGAUGCCAGUGGCCGGGCUGGGCCCGCCCUAAAUUGGGAGAGAAGAAAGGGACAGUCCUCUGUUCCCAAGUCCCUGGGGGGCCAAGAUUCUGCAGUGAAUACUGGGAACCUUCCAGUGGGUUUAUGUUUUGUUUGUUUUGUGUGUUGUUUGUGAAGCUGCCAUCUGACCAAGUGUCCUGAGCAAAGUUGCCAGGGACAGGCAGGGGUGGGGGGCAGGGGCUCUUGGGGUGAUUUCCUUGGAUAACUAAAGCAUCGUGUGGUUUUGCUAUUGUUUUGUAAUUUUUUGCUAACUUAUUUGGAUUUCCUUUUUUAAAAAAUGAAUAAAGACUGGGUGCUAGAUGUCCGUGAU